Molecule: messenger RNA, 1261 nt
Organism: Apis dorsata (giant honeybee)
Lineage: Eukaryota; Metazoa; Arthropoda; Insecta; Hymenoptera; Apidae
Gene: Osi14
Exons: 3
Coding region: 291-1085 (264 amino acids)
Source: RefSeq, a predicted model, not a curated record
GUUUGUUUAAAAAAUUAUUGAAGAAAGUUCGGCGUGACGGGGAGGUGGGUACAACAACGACGGUGUACCAAGCGCGAUGACGCCUUGUGUGUGCCUUAGUCGUUCGUCGUCGUCACACGCGUCAUCCGCCGUGAGAGUGGGGAUAUUGGGGAGGGUCCCAGCUGGCGAACACCUAUAAAGAUAGAAGCUACGGAGGGUCAGAUCACACUUUGCUCCGAAAAUUUUCCGAGGAUCGAUUCUCGUGGACAGUGAGAGAGAGAGAGAGAGACAUUUGCCAAUUGUCAGGAAAGAUGAACAAGCUGGUGAUUCUGGGAUUUCUCGCCGCUUCCGCGACGGCUGUGCCCACGUCGGUUGUUAACAACGUUCAACUGAACAGGGAUCUCGAUUGCUUCGAGCAAGAGAACGCGCUGUUCAGCUGUAUUUCCGUCAAGACUGUCAGCAUGCUGGACAGAGCUGCCAGGUCCAGCGAUAUUGAGAUCAUCGAUGGGGUCAAGUUUGUAAGGGAAACGCCGAUGGAGCGGAAUGGAAAAGAGCUGAGGAGCGAAGUGGAUAUCAUGAACGAGCUGCCGAGAGACGCGUCGGAUAGAGCCAUCAAGCUGAUGGGUAUGAUGUUCGACUCGGUCAUGUCCUUCGUGAAAUCCCACAGUUUGAAGCUGAGCAUGCCCGAGGAGGGCUCGAUCUCCCGCGCUCUGGACCAAGGUCGUACCAAGAUAAAGAAGAUCGCGUUGCCGCUGAUCGCCGCGGCGGGGGUGAAAUUAUUCGCCCUGAUCCCAAUUGUGCUCGGAAGUCUGGGCCUCCUGGUGAUGAAAGCCCUUUUCGUGGGCAAGAUCGCCCUUCUCCUUGCCGGGGUAUUGGCUUUCCAGAGGCUGUUCGGCAGCGGCAACGGGGCGACGAGUUUCUUCAACAAGAACAAUCAGCCGUCAACUGGAUGGGUGGACAACGGAGGUGGGCAAGGUUGGUCGUCGGGCAACGUCGCUUCAAACGUGCAACCUCAGGGUUACUACAGAAGCUUCAACGAUCAAGAAACGGAUGCCCAUUCUAUGGCAUACUCGGCCCAGGCGCCGAUCACGAACGAAACCAAUUGAAACUCGGGUCGGAUGAAAAAUAUCGCGAAAUGUUUGAACGAAGAGGAAUCGGUUGGUGGCCAUAUCUCGCGAGUCUGGUGCGUUUAAAUGAUGCUAUCUAGAUAAUUAAUUCUCGACUGCUAGAUUAAUAUUUAUUAUAUUAAUCCCUUUUGUAUUAAUAAAUUAUUCGUAUUCAA